AUGGUAGCCAACAUAGAUAUCUAUGAUUGCUCCUUUCGUGAUGACCACCAUCGCAAAAAGCGUCACGUUUCACGAUUUCAUCCAAAGAAGAAGAAAUCACGUGACAGAGAUCAUGGGAACCAGCGGCAACAAGACGUUUCACGAGAUUUCGGAAGAAGAAGGCUUAACUAUGGCAGAUGGAGUUCUUCAUAUGAUCCUUAUGAUCAACCUCAUGGAUUGUAUCAUGAAGAUGAUGAAGAAUCAUCACAUGAGCACGAGCAUCAGCAUUCACAUGAUCAGGAUUCAGAUCAUGAUGCUCAACCCCAAGUCCGAAGUUAUUUCAUUGCAGCAGAAGAAGAUUUAUGGAAUUAUUCACCAACUUCAUAUGAUUUGUUUACUGGGAAGAAACUUAAGUUACGAGGUGAAACAUCUUACGCAUAUUAUGAUGAUGGAAGACAUAGAGUUGGAUCAAUAUACAUGAAGGCUCAUUAUGUGGAAUACACAGACGACAACUUCAUCACAAAGAAGCCAGCAUCCAAUUCUCAUCAUGGAGCAUUAGGUCCAGUGAUCAGAGUUGAGAUUGGGGAAGUGCUGAGGAUUGUAUUCAAGAACUCUGCAUCCAGGAACUUCAAUCUUCAUCUUGAUGGAUUCCCUUUUAACAGAACAAACCUUCUUGGAGUCUCACCCGAUGGCAACAUAACAAUUUACCAAUGGAUGAUAACUCAAGAUAAUAUCCCAACACUGGAUAACAUUCAAUGUUUGACACGAAUGUAUUAUUCAAAUGUUUACCCUAUAAGAGACAUUUCCACUGGGUUGGUUGGGCCUUUCCUAAUAUGCAGGUCUGGCUCACUGGGUGAAAAUGGUGAACAGAGAAACGUGGACAAAGAAAUAUUUCUCCACUUUUCAACAAUCAAUGAAAACUUGAAUUGGUUUAUCAACGAAACAAUAUCAGCAACAACAAUUGGUUCCAUGGUUAAAUUGAAACAAUCACCUACCUUCUAUCAGUCAAACCUAAUGUCAAGUGUUAAUGGGUUUGGUUAUGGAAACCUCAUGCACGUGAAUGCUCAUAUUAAUGAUCACGUGAGUCUUCAUGUGAUGUGCACGGGAUCUGAACAUGAUGUUCAUAAUAUUAGGAUUGGUAAUCAAACUUUCUUCAGCGAGAUAUCAGCUCUUGAUUCCUCUAGUGGUCAUUCUGGCAUCGGAAACAUAGAGAUCGUUCCACUCAGCGGGAAAACAUUUUAUUUCAAACCUGCUGUACCAGGAAAAUGGAAAAUAUCAACAGACAACUUGAAACUAUUUGAAAACGGUAUUUUAGCUUAUUUUAAAGUUGAAGGAAAUACAACAAACACUGAUCACACUUCUACAAAUAUUCACGAUGAUGCCACAGUAAGAUGGUAUUUCAUUGCUGCCAUUGAACAGACUUGGGAAUAUGUUGGAAGUGAAAACCAAGGUGGUCAAAUGCGAGGAAACAAUACUGUGUACAAAAAGGUUUUAUAUGAGGAGUUCACAGAUGCUACAUUCACUCACCGCAAACCGCGUGUUCCAUACAAUGGAAUAUUGGGGCCUGUGAUUAAAGCUGAAUAUGGAGAUAUCAUUAAAGUUGUGUUUCAUAAUCAAGCAUGUCGACCUUAUUCCAUACACCCGGUUAAACUGAUGCAUUCUGUUGAAGAUAAUGGUGAUUGGGUUUUAGAAGGUGACGGAAUCCAGACAGAUUUCCGCCAUAGAGAUCCCAUAUUCGUUAACCGGGGAUCAGUUUUUACGGGACGGACUCAGACUUAUACUUGGAAGGUCCCUCCGGUGGCUGAUUAUGACAGCUCGCUGAAUCCAUCGGAGUGCGCUGUUUCAUAUUAUUAUUCAAAUGCUGACGCGACACGGGAUGUUCAUUCUGGAUUAGUAGGCCCUUUACUGCUUUGCAACCAAGGAGUAUUGAGAACACACAACAUCAGAUACGAUAUUGAUCGAGAAUUCUAUUUACUUUUCAAAGAAUUUGAUGAAAAUCAGAGUUGGUAUGCAUCCGAGAACCAACAUUAUCUCAACCAGUGGAAUCUAAAUGGAAGCAAUAUUUUUCACACAAUCAAUGGUUUAACGCAUGGUGGUCUGGUUACCUUGGAAACAGAACCAGGUGAACGAAUAGCAUGGCACGUGAUCAACAUGGAUAGCCAACCACACUCAAUCAACUUUGAGGGGAACUCUGUGUUGACGUAUAUGAAUAGUGCAUCACUGUUGUCAGAUUACCUCAGCACUGUAAGUUCUGUUUCUGUCCGACCAUUACUUCCUGGUGCUUCAACCACCGUUACCAUGGUACCAACCAACCCUGGUGCCUGGAUGGUCCAGGAUUUUGCUUCACAAUCCAGUGUCAUGGGGAUGUAUUGCAUCUAUCAUGUCAGACCAAAAGAAUGCCGGAAACCUCUGGGUUUAGAAUCGGGUCUAAUCGCUGACCACCAAAUUACUUCGUCCUCUGUUUACAUCACAAAGGCUGCGUUCGGGUUCAUAAUGGGAAAGUGGUCAGCACGUUACGCUCGACUUAACACGCACGGUCAUAUUAAUGCUUGGAUGCCGAGUCGCUCCGAUCGUAGACCUUGGAUCCAGGUAGAUCUCGGUUCACCAAUGCGCAUCACUGGCAUCACAGUUCAAGGCACCAUGGAUGGCCAUGUAAGGAAAUACGUCACCAGGUUUAAAAUACUCUACAGUGUAAAUAACAGAGAAUGGGCUUUUUACAGCAGGCAGGGAAGUAAUGUAGAUAUGGAAUUUAAGGGCAACUUAUUCUUCAAUGUUCCAGUCACUCGUACAUUCUCACCACAACUUCUAGCCAGAUAUAUCCGGUUGGUACCGAUUAGAUGGCAGAACCAACCAGCUGUCAGGAUGGAGCUUCUUGGUUGUUCCAUUGAAGGUCGGUGUGAGGAACCACAAGGUAUCGGGUCGGGGGAAGUCCCUGACACCUCCAUCACAGCAUCAUCUGAAUAUUUAUACAAACGGAGGAUUUUAUGGGAAGCAAGAUUUGGGAGACUUAACUACAGGCCUCCUAAUAGUGAAUCAGGGAGACUGGAUUUAUUCACUGCAACUCGAGAUCACGUAUUAUCAGCAGCUCCAGCGUGGAGUCCAAGUCGUAUUAAUAGAAGGCAGUGGAUUCAAGUUGAUUUUGGACGAAUCAUAAAAGUUGCGGGUGUGAUUACUCAAGGGGCAAAAUAUGGAAGGUGGAAACUUUAUGUCAAAAGUUUCGCGUUAAAAUAUUCAAGUGAUGGUUUGAGGUGGGAGGUUUAUGAAGAUCCUGUCUCACAUCGGGCAAAGGUAUUCCGUGGUAACAUUGACCCAGACACAGCAGUUACUCAAACCUUGCAAAAUCCAGUUCAAACCAGAUUUAUCCGGAUUCAACCUCGAUCCUGGAGAAGCAGGAUUGCUCUUCGGUUUGAAAUCCUUGGUUGCAGUGUUGAUGCAGAAAGCAGGGACUUGUUAGAUGCUACCCCUUUCCCUGACAAUUGCAGGAAUUCAGAGUAACUUUGGGAAAACAACUUUUUUGUCUUUUGCAUUGAAAAACGCUUGAUUUUUUUGUUUCUUGAUUGUGAAUUUGUUGCAGUUCCUUUUUUAUUCAUGCAACAGUUAUAAACAUUAUACAUUUUUUGUAUUUCAGUAGUAAAUUAAAUGAUUUUUUUAGGUUUAUUUUAAUU
This is a messenger RNA of Ciona intestinalis (vase tunicate), 3644 nucleotides long. The record is from RefSeq and is a predicted model, not a curated record. NCBI's taxonomy places the organism in Eukaryota, Metazoa, Chordata, Ascidiacea, Phlebobranchia, Cionidae.